Messenger RNA from Penicillium argentinense, 2283 nucleotides. RefSeq lists its product as uncharacterized. The record is from RefSeq and is a predicted model, not a curated record. Bases 1 to 2283 code for a protein of 760 amino acids. The transcript has 4 exons. NCBI's taxonomy places the organism in Eukaryota, Fungi, Ascomycota, Eurotiomycetes, Eurotiales, Aspergillaceae.
AUGCCCUUCCCCGACACCCUGCAAUCCGCCAUGUGGGAUAGUGGCUCAGCUGAGCAUGACACCGAGCUGAUCCCGAUAACCCCUUACCAUCAAAGUGCAGAUCACCUAUUACAAAGUACAUCAGAACUUCAAUCGGGGCGAUAUUCAGAGAGGGGCUCGGAAAGUGACUCGGGCCAGAACGGGGAACACCGGCCCCAGCAAAGCUGGCUCUUUCGAGGUGGGGACCGGUUUCAGGGCUGGAGAUUCACGGUAUUCUUGGCCUUUAUCACAAGCGUGAUUGUCUUUCUUUUCAAUCUCUGCUUUAUGCUUUAUACCAUCGCCCAUAAUCGACAAAAUGACACGACGGGGGUCUUGUACGAAGGGAACUGCGAGAAGGUACAACAUUUGGAUAUCGGAUUACAUUUGUUGAUCAAUAUACUGAGCACGGCUUUGCUAUGCGCCAGUAAUUUUGGGAUGCAAUGCCUAGCAGCACCAACAAGACAAAACAUUGGCCGAGCCCACCAAAAAGGGAAAUGGCUCGACAUCGGAGUGCCUAGCAUUCGAAAUCUGUUUCGCGUGUCCAAGGGACGCUCGCUUUUAUGGAUAUGCCUAGCAGCCUCGUCGCUCCCUUUCCAUCUCGUGUACGAAUUAUAUGCCUCCCCACCUGCUAACGAAAAAAGCUACAACUCCACAAUCUUCUCAACAACAUCCGUCACAGCCUACAUGAUUUUCCUGGGACAUGGAGAGCUCGGCAAAGUAUAUUCGCCAAAUCUGGAAGUGCCACGCCGAGACACAGACAAGUGGGACGCAUUUGAGAGGCUUUGGUCAUCCGCGGGAAACGACACGCUCAGCCAUCUCGACCCAACAGACUGCGUUAAUGAAUACGCGCAGACCUUUCAAACAAAAUAUGGCAAUCUUCUUCUGGUCACUGAGCAAGUCAGCACGCCUAUCACAUACGUGUACCUCACCACACAGGGCGUGUUCAGCCCCCAGCGGUAUCUGGAUCUCGCGCCUCCACAGGCAGAUCCAUAUGGGUGGCUUUGCCCGAAUGACUGGGGCUCAGAUUGCGUGACAUACCUACCCACAAUCCAAUCUCAGAUUGCGGAUAAUAAUUGGACCGUGUUAAGUGGUUCUUCGUCGGGUGGAGGGUGGAAGGUUGACUACUGUCUUGCUGAGAAGGCGAGGCAGUACUGCAAGUUACAAUACUCUUUCCCAUUGACCAUGGUCAUCCUUGGGUUCAACCUUGUGAAAACGGUUAUCUUGUGUUAUAUGUGGUUUGGUAUGAGAGAGGCUCCGAUCCUCACCACCGGCGAUGCAAUUGCUUCUUUCCUGCGGCAGCCCGAUCCUUAUACCAAGGGUAGGUGUCUGCUCUCCUACCAGGAGGCUAGAUCCAUAUCCUGGAAACUGCACUCGAGGGCCCACGAACCGAGGGUUUACAAUGGGAAAAUCAAACGUUGGGGCAGUGCUGUCUCCGCAAGACGAUGGAUAUUUAGUAUAUCCUUCUGGCUCCUCGCAAUCAUCACUUGCAUCGUCCUCCUGCUAUACGGCAUCUCCCAAAUAAAGUCCCACUCCACCGUCUGGAAAACAACCCUAAACGAAAUCAACGCAAGCACCCUUAUAAAAGGCGACCACUGGCCUCAAACGCUCAUCCCUAUCGUCAUAAUAGCCAACACCCCACAACUAAUCUUCUCAUUCCUUUACUUCGCCUUCAACAGCCUCCUCACGGCAAUGAAUUUUGCAGCUGAAUGGAGCGGAUACGCCGUCAGCCGGAAAGGUCUCCGGGUCUCGGGGAGCCCAUCUCUCUCCCAGCGCAGCAAUUAUUUCCUCUCCCUGCCAUACCGUUAUGCGGCCCCGCUUAUAUGCGUCUCGGCCCUGCUGCACUGGCUUAUCUCGCAGAGUCUAUUUAUGGUGGGAAUUGAGGCUUAUGGCCCUAACAUGGAGAGACAGCGGGGCCAGGACUUUCUGACAUGUGGCUAUUCGCCAGUUGCAAUCGUUAGUUCCAUUGCUGUCGGGAGUUUCAUGUUCUUCUGUCUUGUUGGGUUGAGUUUUAGGAAGUUUGAGUCGGCCAUGCCUGUUGCCGGGAGUUGUAGUUUUACUAUUGCUGCGGCGUGUCAUCCUGCGUUUGAUGCGAAUCAUAGAGAAAAUGGGGAGAUGGAUGCGGGGGUUCAAUGGGAAAACGAAGAUGAGGAUAUGGGGCUGCUGCCGGUGAAAUGGGGGUCGGUGCAGGUCGUAGGUCUGGUAGGACAUUGCACAUUUACAUCGGGAGAUGUACACGAGCCCCAAAAAGAACACCGAUAUCAGUAG